Molecule: messenger RNA, 309 nt
Organism: Wasmannia auropunctata (little fire ant)
Lineage: Eukaryota; Metazoa; Arthropoda; Insecta; Hymenoptera; Formicidae
Product: odorant receptor 49b-like
Exons: 3
Coding region: 1-309 (102 amino acids)
Biological process (GO): detection of chemical stimulus involved in sensory perception of smell; sensory perception of smell
Cellular component (GO): plasma membrane
Molecular function (GO): odorant binding; olfactory receptor activity
Source: RefSeq, a predicted model, not a curated record
AUGUCAUUCACUCACUUAAUUUUUUUUGUGUCCCUCGUUUUCAACAUAUUUGUAAAUAUGUGCCUAUAUUGCGUUCUCGGUGAAAUAUUAAUGACUCAGUGCAAUCAAAUAUAUUAUGCGGCAUAUCUCAACAAAUGGUACACUCUAAAUUCAAAAAUUGUAAAAAGUUUGUUCUUUUUAAUGACAAGAGGUUCUAAACCAAUCUAUCUUACUGUUGGGAAAGUGUCUCCUGUUACAAUGGCCACAUUUUGCAGCUUAGUAAAAACAUCUGUUGGUUAUAUGUCCGUUUUGCACACCAUGAAAAAUUGA